AUGUCUACUACAACAGCUACAUCUUAUCAGAAACCUGCAAAAGCCCCACGGCGGCUGGGCAAGAAGCAGCUGGCUACAGAAAUGCUAGAAGGGAGCGUGUCUGAUGUGGGCGCACCUACAGAAUACCAGAAAAACACAUCCCCAGCCACCGCCGCCGUGACAAAAAACAAUAACAAAGGCCAGCUACGGAAGCCCUUACACGCGAAUAAGAAAUCACAGUCAGAAGGAGCACCGUUGAAUGGUGCGAAGCAAAGCAACAACCGCAACCACCAAGACAAGGCAAAGGCCACGCCAGUGAAAUCUUCUGCCUAUGCAGCCUCUAAUUUCCAACAAUCCCCAGCUGCCUCUGAUCUUCCUCUACCGAGUUUCUACUCUAAAUCAUUGCCUGGUACAAGUCUCUUGUCAUCAGAAGUCGACAGCGGUGAUACCUCUAGUCCACAAAUCCCUUCAGUCGCUUCAGUAGAUGAAUCUCCUAGCAAGCGAGAAUCUACCCCUUGUGACUUCCUCUUCGAAGCAGCUCGACACGCAAAAGCUACACCGCAAAAGGACAGCCCUGCGAUUCGCUCGGGUAAUCUCAAUAUUCCCAAUGGAAGCCCGGCUUCAAGGUCUCCCGCUCCUCGAGAAGCCGAUUCUAUGUUUCCUUUCGAACUGGAAGGAGGGACAAUCCCUGGAGAAGACGGGUCUCCAUUCGCUACACCUUACAAAGACCGCAUGGAAGCCUUGCGAUCAUCCAAGGCGAUAUCACCAGGAAGCAAGAGCAUGGACGAAAAUGAGCGGAAGGCCAAAAGCGAUGCCUUGAAGCAACUCCUUAUGCGGUCAAGUGGGCAGGUUGUCGGAACUGGUGUCGACCCCAGAGUUGACAUGAACAAUCCUUUCAACGCGAGAGCACCAUACCAGCAGCCACCCUUUUCCGCUCCAGGGCCGCCUCUCGCACGUCAAGUCCCGGGUCCUCCGCUAUCCGUAUACAUGCAGGAACACCCCGGCUACAUUCCUCCACAUCAUCUACCUCCCGCGCCCUAUCAGUAUUCCUCGGCGCCAUCGCAGGCCCAAAAGAGACCGACGUCUUCACGCCUGAGAAAUGUGUACGGAGCGCAGAGCGAGCCGGAAUAUGCCGAACUGUCCUCUGACAGUGCCGUGACACCACCAAUAUCAACAGCACGACGACACACGGGGCGACCCGUGUCUCAAUAUAACUCAAUGGGACAACAAUAUCCGAGCCAACCACAGAUGCCUUCUCACCCAGCUAAGCCCAGUGCGCAGCAAUUGGAGGAUGAUUUGCGACGAGUUUUGAAGCUCGACCUUACGUCAAGAGGAUAA
This is a messenger RNA of Capronia epimyces CBS 606.96, 1317 nucleotides long. RefSeq lists its product as uncharacterized. The transcript has a single exon. The record is from RefSeq and is a predicted model, not a curated record. Bases 1 to 1317 code for a protein of 438 amino acids. NCBI's taxonomy places the organism in Eukaryota, Fungi, Ascomycota, Eurotiomycetes, Chaetothyriales, Herpotrichiellaceae.